UCUCUGCAUCGCCCACUCACUCACUCGCUUGUUCACCUCCAGUCUUUCUGGUCUCGCGAACAUGGCCUCAAUGAGUAAUGGAAAUACUCCAACAGCCCCAGAGGAUGCGAGCAAACCACCUGAGGGAGUGGUCUUGCCACCCAAGGAUAUUCGAGCGAUCGUCGAGAAGACGGCUGGUUACGUCGCUCGAAAUGGCAUCGUCUUCGAAGAUCGUGUGCGCGAAAAGGAACGAAAUAACCCCAAGUUCUCCUUCCUAAACUCGAACGAUGCAUACGCACCAUUCUACCAAUGGCGUCUCACCGAAAUCAAAGAGGGACGAGGGACGGAUGUGUUGACCGGCCGCCCAGGAGACGCAACUCCAGCUCCAGCGCCCGAAGUACCCCAGGGUCCGGAAGAACCUCCGGAGUUCCAUUUUUCAGCCCGAAUGCCCAUAAUUAACGCACAGGAUCUGGAGGUUGUCCGGCUUACGGCUCUUUUCGUCGCCAAACGUGGCAAGGCAUUCAUGACGGCCCUCUCGCAACGAGAAACGCGAAACUUCCAGUUCGAUUUCUUACGCCCGCAGCACAGUCUUUAUCAAUUUUUUACGAGGCUAGUCGAUCAAUACACUAUGCUCCUACGGCCAGAGGGCAUUGAUGAGGCGACGUCAGAGAAGAAACGGCUUGCGGAGCUGGAACAGAACGUGAAGAGCAAGUUCCAUAUUCUGGAUCGCGCCAAACAGCGGGCGGAGUGGGUGAAGUACCAAGAACAACAGAAGCAAAAGAAAGAGGAGGAAGAGGAGCAAGAACGGAUUGCCUACGCCCAGAUUGACUGGCACGACUUCGUGGUCGUGGAAAGCGUCCUCUUCACCGAGGCGGACGACCCAGUCGAUCUUCCUCCCCCAACCUCCCUCAACGACCUUCAAUCCGCAUCCCUCGAGCAGAAAGCAAUGAUGUCUCUGAACCCACUUCGCAUCGAAGAAGCCAUGCCCACUGACGAAGAAGUCCCAACCUACUAUAACGCCUACCCAGUACAGCCCGAACCCCAACCCUUCAUCCAGCCCGCGGGCCCUGUAUACCCCAUCCAGCCACAACUACCUCAAGCUAUCCCCGCCGCCCCGGCCAUUGGCGCCGCUACCACAGCAGCCCAGGAAGAAGAACAGCGCAUCAGGGAGCGCAUGGAAGCCCGUGAACAAGCCGCUGCCGCCCAAGCUGCCGCCAAAGCACCCCCUAACCAACAGCAACCGAUGCGUAUUCGCUCCGACUACGUGCCGCGAGCCCAAGCCCGCCGCCUCAACCCCGCCGGCGCCACCGCCCUCUGCCCCAACUGUAAACAACAGAUCCCCGAAGCCGAGCUAUCCCAACACAUGCGCAUUGAGAUGCUCGACCCGCGAUGGAGAGAACAGCAAGCCAAGGCACAGUCCCGAACAGCCACGACUAAUCUAUCUACCGCCGAUGUCGUCGGUAACCUGAAACGACUCGCCAGCCAACGAAGCGACGUGUUUGAUUCCACUGCACUCCAGAAUAUCCCUGACCCAGAGGAAGAAGCGAGGAAAAAACGCAUGGCGUACGAAGGCGCUCCCGGUGGUGGACCCAUGCAGCAACAGCCCACAGUAGGUCCUAUGGGCGGGCCGCCGAACCCGCAGAACAUGAAUAUCGAGGAACAGAUCAGACAGCUUCAUAAGCGGUACAAGCAAGAGUCAUCUGAACCCUCUUCCUAUUCGGGUUGAUUUGGCCUUUCUUGUUCUUCUUCUUUUUUUUUUUUUUCCGCCCCCAAUUAUCACUUGAGAGUGGACGU
Molecule: messenger RNA, 1773 nt
Organism: Aspergillus ochraceoroseus IBT 24754
Lineage: Eukaryota; Fungi; Ascomycota; Eurotiomycetes; Eurotiales; Aspergillaceae
Product: putative pre-mRNA splicing factor
Exons: 3
Coding region: 62-1705 (547 amino acids)
Biological process (GO): regulation of alternative mRNA splicing, via spliceosome; mRNA cis splicing, via spliceosome
Cellular component (GO): U2-type prespliceosome; U2 snRNP; catalytic step 2 spliceosome
Molecular function (GO): RNA binding
Source: RefSeq, a predicted model, not a curated record